AUGUAUGUGCUCGAUGUAUUCUCCGGUACUGUAACGUCAGGCACGUGUUCGCCAGUUGCAGAAGCAGUAGCUACGACCAGCUCCUGUCUCAACGUGUUGGCUGAUAGCUUUGCCAGUGAAAAGAGUGACCAAAUCUACGCCAAAGUCAAAGAGAAUGGCUUUGAUGGCGAAGAAAGCUUUCAGCUGCAAAUUCUUUUGCCGGUCGCCUUGACGUUAAGAAACACUUACUUCCAAAAAAAGUUAAACCUGCUAGAUGAAGAUGUCAUGAGCAUUAAAGAGCUUUUCAAGGUUUUGCUUGUCGCUAAACUGAAAGUGCUGAUGAAUGCCGAGCUGAAAAGCGAUUCCAAUUUCGUCAUCGAGGUGACAUUUAAUCAUGCUGAGGGGAACAAAGAGUGUGGCCAGCUGGUAGACAUUUCACCGGAAACCUUUUUUGCGAAAAAAUGCCGAAAAUCGAGCGCAGAAGCUUUUGUGAAUCAUUCCUCGGUGUUGCGGGUCAUCAAUCAACUGAGCAGAGACUCCAUUUGCCAGCUCAAGUUGGGUGAUAUUCGUGAAGAAUGCACCAUUUCGGAGAUUUUACUGAAAAAUGAGCCUCUCUACAUUGCGGGCAGAUAUUUGAAAUAUUCUCGACAACUCUCUCAAACACCGUGGUUCACUGAUGGGGGCGCGAUGAUCAAGUCCUCGGUUCAGGAGAGAAUAACCAGCGGCGUCGAAAAGUACAUCAGCUAUAAGGACAUCAAGUUCAGUUCUUCUGGCAGAGAGGACGUUGACGUGCGAAUGCUCGGUCGCGGAAGACCAUUUCUCCUGGAGAUACUGCAUCCUCGCCUACUAACCACCGAAGAUACGAUGAAUAAAAUAAAAACGUUCAUCAACAAGUCGUACGAUGAUGUUCAGGUGCGAGAUUUGCAGAUUGUCGACCGGGGAGCGUGUCAGAAGUACUUGAAGGAAGGUGAAGAGGACAAGACAAAGACAUAUCAGCUCAAAGCUUUGCAAGAAGUAAUUAUAAAUGAGAGUAACAUUGAAUGA
Molecule: messenger RNA, 1023 nt
Organism: Rhagoletis zephyria (snowberry fruit fly)
Lineage: Eukaryota; Metazoa; Arthropoda; Insecta; Diptera; Tephritidae
Source: RefSeq, a predicted model, not a curated record